AUGGGAGGGAAAAACAAAAUUGAAAUCUUGUUUCAGCUACAAAGUGCUCUAUCGCGGCGCCGGAUCUCAUCAUUGGUCGAUUUUCGCCGUGUUUUUCCUCCCGAGACACCGAAUCAUAAGAACAAUAUCACUCUCUCCAGGUUCCACUUUCUGGGUACACACUUUCUUCAUUCUCUUGGAGCUCCCGACAAAUUUCCAAAUAGAUUCAACGACGACAAAGACAAGCAAUCUGCUCUUGAUGUUCAUAACAUCAUAAAGCAUCACCGUGGAAGUUCACCUGAAAAGAUUAAGCGGAUUCUCGAUAAGUGCGGGAUAGACUUAACCGAAGAGCUUGUUUUAGAAGUGGUUAAUCGGAAUCGAUCUGAUUGGAAACCAGCUUAUAUACUUUCUCAAUUGGUCGUUAAACAAUCUGUUCAUCUAUCUAGCUCGAUGUUGUAUAACGAGAUUCUCGAUGUUCUUGGGAAAAUGCGGCGAUUUGAAGAGUUUCACCAAGUGUUCGACGAAAUGUCUAAGAGAGAUGGAUUUGUUAACGAGAAGACGUACGAAGUUUUGUUAAACCGUUACGCUGCUGCACAUAAAGUUGAUGAAGCUGUAGGAGUCUUUGAGAGGAGGAAAGAGUUUGGGAUAGAUGAUGAUCUGGUUGCGUUUCAUGGGCUUUUGAUGUGGUUGUGUAGGUAUAAGCAUGUUGAAUUUGCGGAAACUUUGUUUUGCUCUCGUAGAAGAGAGUUUGGUUGCGAUAUAAAAGCGAUGAAUAUGAUUCUCAACGGGUGGUGUGUAUUAGGAAAUGUUCAUGAAGCUAAGAGGUUUUGGAAAGAUAUCAUUGCUUCUAAAUGCAGGCCAGAUGUUGUUAGCUAUGGGACAAUGAUAAAUGCAUUGACGAAGAAGGGGAAAUUGGGAAAGGCUAUGGAAUUAUACAGAGCAAUGUGGGACACCAGAAGAAACCCGGAUGUUAAAAUCUGCAAUAACGUUAUUGAUGCUUUGUGUUUCAAGAAGAGAAUCCCUGAGGCUCUUGAAGUAUUCAGGGAGAUUAGUGAGAAAGGUCCCGACCCGAAUGUUGUGACGUAUAACUCACUUUUGAAGCAUCUCUGCAAGAUAAGGAGAACUGAGAAAGUUUGGGAGCUAGUGGAAGAGAUGGAACUUAAAGGUGGUAGUUGUUCGCCUAACGAUGUGACAUUCAGUUACUUGCUCAAGUAUUCGCAGAGAUCGAAGGAUGUUGACAUAGUUUUGGAAAGGAUGGCAAAGAACAAGUGUGAAAUGACAAGCGAUUUGUACAAUUUGAUGUUUAGGUUAUAUGUGCAAUGGGACAAGGAAGAGAAAGUGAGAGAGAUAUGGAGUGAGAUGGAGAGAAGUGGAUUAGGACCAGAUCAGAGAACAUAUACUAUUAGGAUUCAUGGUCUGCACACAAAGGGGAAAAUUGGAGAAGCAUUGAGUUACUUUCAAGAGAUGAUGUCAAAAGGAAUGGUACCAGAGCCAAGAACUGAGAUGUUACUGAACCAGAACAAGACCAAGCCAAGAGUAGAAGACAAAAUGCUUAGAUCGAACUUAACAAGCGAAGAGUCUGAAAGCGACUAA
Arabidopsis thaliana (thale cress) is the source of this 1572-nucleotide messenger RNA. Its product is annotated as Tetratricopeptide repeat (TPR)-like superfamily protein. The record is from RefSeq and is marked reviewed. The coding region runs from base 1 to 1572 and encodes 523 amino acids. The transcript has a single exon. NCBI's taxonomy places the organism in Eukaryota, Viridiplantae, Streptophyta, Magnoliopsida, Brassicales, Brassicaceae.